UCUUUACUUAGUGUCCUUAUUCCCGACUGCAUUUUUUAUGCUUUCAACAAUCAAUCUGCAAAGUUGGCGUGUGUCCAGAACCCCAGGGAGGACUGUGAUUGGCAAGUGUGAAAGAAAGGAAAGCAUGGUCCAGAGGGUGGCAAUCAUUGGAGCUGGGGCCAGUGGACUGGCCUCCAUCAAGUGCUGUCUGGAUGAGGGGCUGGAGCCCACCUGCUUUGAGCAAAGUGAUGACAUCGGGGGCCUCUGGAGGUUCACAGAAGCUGGGAGGAUCAGUGUCUACAGAUCGGUGAUAACCAACACCUCCAAGGAGAUGAUGUGUUUCAGCGAUUUCCCCUUCCCAGAGGAUUUCCCCAACUACAUGAACCACUCCAGACUCCUGGAGUAUUUCAGAAUGUACGCCGAGUGCUUCAGCCUUCUCAGAUACAUACGCUUCAAGACCACAGUUCACAGUGUAAGGAAACGCCCAGAUUUCUCCACCACUGGCCAGUGGGAUGUUUUCACUGAGACUGAUGGGACGGUUGAGUCGGCCGUUUUUGACGCUGUUAUGGUUUGCAGUGGCCAUUAUGCAGAGCCCCAUUUACCACUGGAUUCUUUCCCUGGUAUAGAAAAUCGCUUUAGAGGCCAGUACCUCCACAGCUGGGAAUACAAAGACUCUGCCAGGUUCCAAGGGAAGAGAGUCCUUGUGCUCGGUGUUGGGAAUUCUGGAGGAGAUAUCGCCGUGGAGAUCAGUCGGGUGGCUGCUCAGGCCUCAAUUAUUUUCCAGGUGUUUCUCAGCACCAGAAGUGGCACGUGGGUGAUUAGUCGUAUUUCAGACCAUGGCUUCCCUCUUGACAUGAUGCUCACCACUCGCUUUCACAACUGUCUUGAAAACUUCCUCCCAUCAGCCCUCAUGAGACGGCUAAGACUGAAGAAGUUCAAUACAUGGUUUGACCAUGCAAAUUAUGGCUUGAUUCCUCAGAAAAGUCCAAACCUAAGCUUAAUUGUGAAUGAUGAGCUGCCAAGCUGCAUCCUCUGCGGUGCUGUUGUGGUAAAACCAAAUGUGGAGGAGUUUAUGGAAAGCUCAGCUGUCUUUGAAGAUGGGACCGUAGAGGAGAACAUCGACAUGGUGGUCUUUGCUACCGGAUACAGUUUCUCUUUUCCCUUCCUUGAAGAGUCUGUUCGCAACAUCUGCAGAAGCAACUACGCCCUUUACAAAUACAUCUUCCCACCGCCUCUGGAGAAGCCGACGCUGGCUGUCCUAGGCCUUAUAGAGCUAACAGGCUCCAUCAUGGCAGGAACAGAACUCCAGGCUCGUUGGGCCACAAGGGUCUUUAAAGGGUUGAAUCAGCUCCCUCCUGCCAGCAGGCUGAUGGCUGAAGUUGCCAAGAAGCAGCAGCAUCUAAUUAAACAUUUUUUGAAACUGAAUGAAACUGAGUUUCACACAGAUUCAAAACCACCCAGAAAUGGCACCAGUUUGACACAACAGCACUCAAAAUAGAUCCAUUUCUACUGGGAACCAGAUCCGAGUGAGCUCAAAGGGAUCACAAACUUUUUGACAAACUUGGACCAAGUCUCGAGUUGCAACAGAACAAAACCAGGUGAGCUUUGCACAUUUGGGGAUUUAUUUGAUCUGGCUCUAACCCUGAAGUUAAUGGUUUUCCUCUAGAGCAGUGGCACCAUCUUGUGGCUAAAAAGAAAUGGCAGCUGUUUCCUGUGCCUGGAUUCCCCUUCUUCCUAGUUCAGGAGAAACAGGAGUGAGAGUCAACCACUGAUUAUAAAACUGAAAGAGUUCUGAUUGCAGGCCUGUCUGAUGAGGCUGCUGGUAGAACAGUGUGUGCAGCAUUCUACACUAGUGCCUGUUAAAACGAUGCCUGCCAGGAUUGCAGGGGGAUCCUCUGGCAAUUAUAACACUGCAUACAAAGUGUCCCUCUAGUAACCACACCUUAGUUCUGGGGGGGAUCCCAUCAGCUGACCCCAUUUAUGUUCCAAGGGAAUUUCCUUUCAUGACCAUGCUGGAGCUCCAGGAUGCCCAUUCUGGUCCUUGUGCUUUUCUGGCUAUGUUGCAAUUCUCACUGCUUCCUUCUCCCCCUGAAUCCAGCUCAGGGAGAACGUGGCAGGGUAGACAUGACAACAAAAAUCUUCUCAUGGGCUUAAAGCAUGGGCAGCAGGUAUAAUAGGCCAGGGGAAGCUAAGCCUCCCCAAACAGGAUGUGGUGCGCCUCCCUCUGGAGGCAUGACGCUAGCCUUCUGCCUUUGGAGCGCUGCGACCGAAAGAGCACCCGGGCCACGGCCCCACCCACACUCCACCUGAGGUCCUACUCCCACAUCCCACUCUUACCCCAUGGCCCUGUCCACAUUGCUCCUCUUCCCAUCCCUCCUCCACCUCUUCCCUCCCGCCUGCCUCUUGUGCCUCUUCUCCCUUACCCCCAUAGCCCCUCCACCCACCGUUCAUGCCUCUUUGCCCCCGAGAGGCAGAGAGGCACGGGGAAAAGAGACCCUCAGGAGAGUGGGAGGAUAGAGGCACAAGCAGUGGGGGAAGGGGGGGCUUGAAGGAGGGGGCAGAAAGACACGAGUGGCGGAGGGAGGGGCUUGGAGAAGGGGGGCCGAGCAGGAGCGGGGCCUAGGGCAGAGUGGGGGUGGAGUGCGGGUGGGACCUCGGCAGGAGGAUGCUGAGUGGGGCUGAGCCUCAGGGCGGAGCAGGAGGUGGAGCCACGGUCUGGGCACCGGUAGCCCACCCAGUUCUAGGGAGCUUCUGGCACUCAGGCCCAGCCUCCCCAAAUCCGGGAGUCAUGCGCCACCCAUGGCUUAGAGAGAACCAUAAAAUAUGGAACUAUCCAGGACCCUGAGAAUGAUCUUUAAAGGUCCAUUUGCUUGGGCAUUGUAGACUUUUAUCUAUGACCUUCAAAACCCAUCAUCUCAACAAUUGUCUCCCCUUCACAAGGACUGAGGCUUUGUCUUCACUACAAAAAAAAAGGGUGUGUUCUUAACUCAAGCAAGAGCUAACUCAAGGCAAAACCCUAGUGAAGAUAAAAACAAUAUUAGAAUUGAAAAAGGUACAGAGAAGGGCAACAAAAAUGAUCAGUUUCCAUCUGAGGAGAGAUUAAUAAGACUGGGACUUUUCAACUUGGAAAAGAG
Messenger RNA from Trachemys scripta elegans, 3113 nucleotides. It is a transcript of the gene FMO4, whose product is annotated as flavin containing dimethylaniline monoxygenase 4. The record is from RefSeq and is a predicted model, not a curated record. The transcript has 9 exons. Gene Ontology annotation, molecular function: NADP binding; N,N-dimethylaniline monooxygenase activity; flavin adenine dinucleotide binding. The coding region runs from base 38 to 1477 and encodes 479 amino acids. NCBI's taxonomy places the organism in Eukaryota, Metazoa, Chordata, Testudines, Emydidae.